Messenger RNA from Peronospora belbahrii, 2472 nucleotides. The record is from the annotation of a GenBank genome assembly. NCBI's taxonomy places the organism in Eukaryota, Oomycota, Peronosporomycetes, Peronosporales, Peronosporaceae.
AUGGCGUCGUCUGGAGGAAAUUUGAGCAAUGCCGACUUUGCACGAAUGUUCUGGAAGGAGACACAUGAAGAUGAUCAUAGCAGCGCAUACACAAGACAGGAUGAGACCUCUGUCAAUGACAAUGAUAACGAGUUGAAUUCAAUCCAAGACGCUACUAUGCGACGUCGUCAAGAAGAAAUGAACGUUUUAGGCUCGGAGCAGGACGUAAAUAAAGCUUCACGAGGCUCUGGCUUGGAAUUUCAUGACGAUAUAAAGCCAAAUUAUGAAAUACGUACAGGUUCAGACUCUAGUCUGGAUUCUAGACCGAGUACAGGGUCUGGAAUUGGUCUCGAAGCUGUCGAGACGACGGAUGGAGGCAUUUCAGCAACUAAAACGAUCACGACCAAGACUUUUUCAUGGGAAAAGCACACGAAAGGUUUUGGUGCUAAGAUGCUGGCAAAAAUGGGUUUUAAGGGCCGUUUGGGCAAGAAAGAGGACGGUGUGUCGGCCACUAUUGAAGUCAAGAAACGUCCUGCACAGAUGGGCAUGGGCUACGGAGACUUUGUGGAAGCCAGCAAUCUCCAACAGAAUCGUAAGCUACAAAAGGAGCUAAAAGGAGAAAUUGUAGAAAAAGAGACGAAUGGAAAUGCUCAAGGUGUUGUGGAAGAUGACACUUUGUGGAGAAAGAGGAAGGUGGUGGCUGGCCGAAAAACACACAAACGAGCAGCAGAGUUAAUCCAGGAAGCUCAGGACAUGAAGAGGCAGAAGAGAAGUGACGUUGUGCUUGAUAUGCGGGGACCUUCUGUACGCGUGCUGUCGGACCUAGCAGCUGCCUAUGAUGUGGAUCCUCUACGUGUGGAAGCAGCGAGACCAAAGUUAGGUGAUGAGUUGAUUUACAAUGUGCAGAUGGUAGUGAAUGUAACGCAAGGAAAAAUUGUUGAUUUGAGCCAAAAGAUUGAUGCUAACACGGUAAGUGUUGCUACGAUGAAGAAAGAAGCGAAGAUGAUCACUGCACAGCUUAACGUGGAUGACGUUAGACUUCAUCAGAUGCAAGCUAUGGUUGAGCAAUUGACAGUGCUGGCGUCACUGCGUGCGCAAGCUUUAGAGAUACUAUCAGUGGAACCUUUGUUGUCACAAUUGUGGAACAUUCGUCAGAGUUUCCCGCUUGAAUUUGAUGCACACGAGUUGCAACAGCUUAUGCCGUCACUCUGUAUACCUCCGCUUCGAGCAUUACUUACCGAAUCGAACCUGCUUGACCACAAAUCAAGCGAUAGCGUUGGGCUGCAAUUCCGCUUGGUCCAAUCAUUUUUGACCGAGCUGCCGAGCAAUAGAGCCACUGCCGAUGCAACCAAAUCAGCUAGUGUACUCCCCGUCAUUCGUGAGCAGACCAUGGUGAAGGGUGAAGAAUUGUACAAUCUUAUUCUUGAGGAAACGUUAUGGCCUGCAAUCGUUCAGUGCGUAAAUGUGGAAUGGCAAGUCAAACUGGCUCCAUCCGCUUGUGUUGAUGUAUUUCUAAAGAUCAGACCAUACCUUUCUAGUGAAUUUGAGGAUGCAUUUCUUCACCAGUUGGUGCUUUCUCGGCUGAAGAAAGAGUGUCAUCGCUGGGACCCUCGUUCAGAUAAGGUACCCAUUCAGGAUUGGUUGCUUCCCUGGCUACCUUACGUCGGCUCUGCAAUGAAUUCUCUCUACCCUGAAAUUCGGUUGGCUCUUGGUAGCGCAUUGAAUCAAUGGCAUCCGUCGGACUUGUCAGUGCUUUCCGUUUUGUCUCCGUGGAGAAAGCUUUGGGGCGAACAUGAGUAUGGAAAAUUUACUCACCGGAAUAUUGUCCGUAAAUUAAUCAGGUGUUUGCAUCGUGAGUUUGAGAUUAAUCCAGAACGCCAAUCGUUGGAAGUUUUGACGUGGGUGUUAGCAUGGAAGGACUACCUUCCCGAUCGUCAGUUGAUUGCUCUUUUAGAAGGCGAGUUCUUUUCGAAGUGGAUCAAGGUGUUGCGGAAAUGGAUUGCUGGGUCACCCAAUUUGAUUGAGCUAGAGAAAUGGUAUUCUGGAUGGAAGCUUUACUUUGAGAAGAACAGUCUAGCAGCAAAUGAAAGACUGCUGGUACAUUUCCACGGAGCUCUCGUGCUGUUGCAGGCGGCGACCGAGUCAGUUGGCAUGCCAGGUGAAAGCAGACGACCAGUUCCAGAACUAAAUGGAAGCGCCGCCACGAGUUAUCAAGAUGCAUUGGCGUUGGCACGAGAUGAGACGGCGAAGGAAUUGCCAAUUCAGGAGGCAAAAAUGUCGCCACGCAGUGUUUCUCGCAGCGUUAGCUUGAAGGAUGUCAUUGAAAACCUGGCAAUCACUCACAACUUGACUUUCAUACCAAAGGGGUUUUGCGAUGGACAACAAGUUUACCUUUUCGGUAAGCACCAGAUUAUUAUAGAGCAGGGUGUAGUCUUCAAAGAGGUAUCUAAGGGUGUGUUCAAGCCGGUAGACCUCGAUCAAUUACUUGUGUAG